CUUUCUUUAUCUCUCUCUCUCCUUCUCCCCCUCUCUCGCUUUCUCUCUCAUUUAUAUAUCACACGCGACAAGUUCUCGAGAGAACGAUCGAAGAGAUAUCAGCGGUUACACUGGGAACUUCAUUUUGUUUUAAACGUCAAAAAUAAUAAUAAUCCGUUUUAUAUAUAUAUAUCAAUUCAAUGCUUAUAAAAUCAAAUUUAACGAUAUGCAUGAAAAUUAUAUUCGAAAUUUUCAAUGGCAGCAAUUCAAUAAGAAAUGUUCUUUGUUCGUACUUUUAGCUUGUAUAUAAUCUUUAUGAUGAAUUUUUGGUUAUUAAUAACAUUAAAUUUGUAAAUACAAAGCUAUUCUCAAUCGUAAACUUACUAUGUACUAUACGAACUUUCCCCUACGAUUAUGUCUAAAACUGCACAUAAGUUAAAUAAGAAAAAGUUUUAUUUAAGAUUAAAAAUAUAAUCGCGAUGGUAGUUUCAACUUGACGUUGUGUAAUUCUUCGCUAUAGAAGAAAAAAUUACUAAAGUAUGUUACGAUUGUUUUACAUAACCCGAUCGUAUUGUUAGCGAGAUAAUUGUUCUUCAGUACUAUUAUUUUAUACAAAUGAAAUAGUAUUAAAGGAAUUUCUAUUCAUUCAUGACGUACUAAACAGAUACGAAUUAAUAACUAUAAUGAAGUGUCAGACAAUAUUUAAUAAUAUACGCACAUUUUCUACUGAAAAUAUUAUACCAAAAGUAUGCAUUGUUGGUUCAGGACCAGCAGGUUUUUAUGCUGCUCAACAAUUACUAAAGAUAUCAAAAGAUAUUAGAGUUGACAUAUUAGAAAGACUACCAGUCCCAUUUGGUUUAGUGCGUUUUGGUGUAGCACCAGAUCAUCCAGAAGUAAAAAAUGUUAUCAAUACGUUCCAUAAAACUGCUAUGAAUCCACGUGUUCAAUUUAUUGGUAAUGUUAAUGUUGGAAGAGAUAUUACAGUUAAUCAAUUACAAGAAAUAUAUCAUGCUGUGUUACUUACUUAUGGAGCAGAAGAGGAUAAAUUACUUAAUAUCCCUGGAGAGGAUUUAAAUAAUAUAAUAUCAGGACGUCGAUUUGUAGGAUGGUAUAAUGGUGUACCAGCAGAUAAAAAUUUAAAUAUAAAUUUAGAUGUAGAAGAAGCUGUUAUAUUGGGUCAAGGUAAUGUGGCAAUAGAUAUUGCAAGAAUUCUUUUGACCUCUAUUGAUCAUCUUAAGUGUACAGAUAUAACGGCACAUGCGCUGGAACAUCUUUCAAGCAGUAAAGUGCGUAAAGUUCGAUUAAUAGGAAGAAGAGGUCCAUUGCAAGCUGCAUUUACAAUUGCAGAAUUACGAGAAAUUUUAAAACUUGAAAAUUGUAAAACAUUUUGGCGAAGAGAAGAUUUUAUUGGUAUAAAUGAAAUUGUACCUAUGUUAGCAAGACCAAGAAAACGAUUAACGGAACUUAUGUUGAAAUCUUUAAAUGAACAAUCCGCAAAUUGUACCACAGUUAAAAAAGAACUACAUCCAAUAUUUUUGAGAAGCCCUAUAGAAUUUUUUGGUUUUAAAAAUGUUGAAAAGAUAAAGUUAUCAGUAAAUAAACUUGAAGGAGAUAAUAUAAAUACACAGAAAGCAAAACCUACAGAUGAGAUAGAAGAAAUAUCAUGUGGUAUAGCUUUUCGAAGUAUUGGUUAUAAAUCUGUACAAAUAGAUAAAUCAAUACCAUUUAAUAAUAAGAAAGGUUGUGUAAAAAGUGUUGGAAAAGUAAAAGAAAAUCUUUAUGCUGCUGGUUGGGUUGCUACUGGACCUGUUGGUGUAAUAUUAUCUACAAUGACUAAUGCAUUUGAGAUUGCUUCACUGAUAAAUAAAGAACUUUCAAUUAAAGAAAAUAAGCCAGGUUCUGAAGAUCUUCAUAAAGUUCUUAAUUUAAAAAAUAUUCCUACAAUAUCGUAUAGUGACUGGGAGAAAAUAGAUCAAAUAGAACGACAAAGAGGUAAAGAAAUGGGAAAGCCAAGAGAAAAAAUAGUUGAUAUAUCAGAAAUGUUGAAUAUCGCUUUGAAUUAAUAUAGUUAUUUCUUAUUAAAAUAUGUCAAAAAAUAAAAUAAAAAUAUACAUGUAAUUAUAUCCCUCUAUUUACAUUCUUAUACAUACAUACAUUCUUAUUUUAAAAGAUAUAAAUAUAUAAUAUAUUAUAUAUUUGAUAAAUAAAUAAAUAUCGCUGUUCAAAAUAUAUUAUAUAAACAUAUUAAUAAACAACAAAAUAUAUUAAUAAACAAAUAUAGAUAAAA
Molecule: messenger RNA, 2266 nt
Organism: Vespula vulgaris
Lineage: Eukaryota; Metazoa; Arthropoda; Insecta; Hymenoptera; Vespidae
Gene: dare
Product: NADPH:adrenodoxin oxidoreductase, mitochondrial
Exons: 5
Coding region: 663-2042 (459 amino acids)
Biological process (GO): ubiquinone biosynthetic process
Cellular component (GO): mitochondrion
Source: RefSeq, a predicted model, not a curated record